CCAAGCCGAGUCUGUGGGGAACCAGAUAUCAACGUCCACCCCCUCAAAUAUACCGUCUUCACAAGCUGCCCAAGGCGAAACAUCUCAACUCUAAACUUCGCGGACAUUCUUCAAGAAGACCACAUCCUUACUGGAAGCCGCAAACUUUGCAUCCGUCACACCUGCAGUCUCUAGACGCCCGCUUGAGGGCGCUGUCAAGAGAGUCCAGAAGUUCGUUUGCUGGGCCGAAUCGUAUUGGUUUACAGCGCUACCUACCAGGGAUGACAACCCUGAAUCAACAAGUGUUUUCUCACAGCUUCCUGGGUAAGAGACCACAGACACAAUCGGUCAGCACGAUACACCCCCAGGCCCCAGAGUCGAUCGAGCCGCCCUCUACAUUACCCUCCAUCACCUUCUCAGACUCUGACGACACAGACACGGUCUCGGUGGAUUUCUGGCCGCCCCCGCCGGACGAAAUGGACUGGCCGGAAGAUAUCGAAGCUUUGGACGGCCAACAACCUAACAAGUCGCAAAAAUCUCCAGAGGAUUCACAAAGAUUCGAGUGGAGUGCGAGCGCCAUAUCUCUGGCAGAAUUCUUGAAGACGGGAGAAACCAUCGAGACGACGAGAUCAUACACUACAAGGCUUUGA
Branchiostoma floridae (Florida lancelet) is the source of this 629-nucleotide messenger RNA. RefSeq lists its product as uncharacterized. Bases 261 to 629 code for a protein of 122 amino acids. NCBI's taxonomy places the organism in Eukaryota, Metazoa, Chordata, Leptocardii, Amphioxiformes, Branchiostomatidae. The record is from RefSeq and is a predicted model, not a curated record. The transcript is spliced from 2 exons.